Messenger RNA from Octopus bimaculoides (California two-spot octopus), 1413 nucleotides. Its product is annotated as FK506-binding protein 2. NCBI's taxonomy places the organism in Eukaryota, Metazoa, Mollusca, Cephalopoda, Octopoda, Octopodidae. Gene Ontology annotation, molecular function: peptidyl-prolyl cis-trans isomerase activity; calcium ion binding. The record is from RefSeq and is a predicted model, not a curated record.
UAUCAUACACACACACACACACAUAUUUAGCGUAAAGCAUUUAAUUGCUUCUUUAGUUGUGGAUUAACUUGAUCGUGUGUGCUCACAUACACAUACAUACAACACACACACUCACACAUACACUCACACACACUCACAUACAUACAUACAUGCUCUUAUAAACUGACACAUGUGGGAAUAUGACCAGCAGAUAGCCAAGAAUCAGAAUAGAACAUAAUUGUUAAAUGUUACAAUGAGCUGCUAACACUGACGUCUAUUGAAGCAUCUAGAAUUGAUGUGAGUAAACUGGGUGGAUUUUCUCUCAUUUCUCACUUCACAACUGAAAACGUAGCCGAAUAGCACAUUAUUUCAAAAUAAAAUCAAAGACCCAUAACAUUCAAAUGGUACCUGGACAAAUUCCUCCAAGAAAUACCAGUUAAAAAUGAAGAGGUUACUACAAAACAUUAUUCUGCCACUUGCUUUCCUGUGCUUUUUGGUGACACUAUGUUAUUGUGAAGAAAAGGAAGAACCCCUUGAAGAUGUGAAAAUUGAAAUAUUAAAGGAAUCUGAAAAUUGUGAAAGAAAAGUGAAACGAGGGGACAAGUUAAAGGUGAAUUAUAAAGGAUACUUGGAGAACGGAAAAAUUUUUGAUGAUUCAACAAAACAAAAGGACCCAUUUGAGUUUCAAAUAGAUGGUGGAACAAUGAUUAAAGGAUGGCAGCUUGGUUUAAAAGGUGCUUGUGUUGGUGAAACACGAAAGCUAACUAUCCCUCCAAAAUAUGCUUUCGGUGAAUAUGGGAACCCUGCUGGAAUCCCUGGGAAUUCAAUUGUGACAUUUGAUAUUGAAAUUGUUUCUAUUGAAGAUGGUCCAGAAAUACCUGAUACUUUUUCAUUAAUUGAUGCUAAUAAUGACAAACGACUGUCGAAGGAGGAGGUUCAAAUCUUCUUUCGAGAACAGGACAAAACUAGUGGAGCUUCAAAUCACUUUGAAUCAGCAAACCUAAUGUUUAUAUAUGAAGACAUUGAUAAGGAUGGUUAUAUAUCACAUUUUGAAUUCAACGGACCAAAACAUGUCGAACUUUAAUCCUUUCAUUUAUGGCUUAAUUUCAUUAUUUCAUAAUGAAUAGAUUCAUUUAAUGGAGAAAAAUUACAUAUAAUUCAACUAAGAGAAAAUAUUUCCCAUACAAACACAUGUAAAUUUCACGUUUAUUAUUAAGCUACAUACAAUUAAAGAUGCAACUGUAUGUUCCUGAAACACACAUACACGACCAUAUAUAUACCUAUUUUUAUGUACAUGUGUGUAUAUAUAUGUGUGUGUGUGCCAGGGAUGUGCCGUCUAGGUAGGCAGUGCCUACCUUGGAUAAAAUAAAUUGGUAGCAACAUUUUCCUUUCACAGCAAAAUAUGCACAUAAUUCAAUAAAAUCAUGAAAGUUA